AUGCGGAUAAAGCAAGUGAUUAGGGAGAAAGAGCAGGGCAGUUUGGCCUUUUUACAUGAUAAAGAUUUUUUAUUUUACGAAAUACUGUUCAUCCACUGCUCCUCUCCUUCUCCUCUUCGCGAGGCCGCCACCACCAGGAAGGAGGGCUUGUUGGGCUUACCUCCGCCACCCCUCCACUUCUUCCUCUCAUCCUCUCGCGCUCCUCUCCAGCGCUGCCAUAGCCACGAGGCACCUCCUCAGUCGACCGCCAUCUCUUACAGUGGUCGCCGCCGCCCCUUCCAGCAGGUGCCUACGCCUCCAGCAAGUGCUGCAGGCUCCAGUGGGCAACGCCUUCGCCUCUGGCCAGAGCCACCUGUUCCAUGGAUUGCCGGCGACGCCUCUAGAAGCCGCCACCACCGUCGAGUCCCGCGACCACCGCUGAGUCCAGCAGUCGCCAUCGCUAGGCCUAGCAGCCACUACUGCCGCCUACAGCGACGGCUGCCGCCACUGCCAUCGCAGCCACCUCCAGCGAUUGUCAUCACCGCCUACAGCGGCUGUUGCCGCCUCCACCGGUUCCCACCUCUGAUGUCACCUCCAGUGACAACCACUAGCCGGCCCCCGACCUCCAUGCCUGCGUGCCGUGUGACGGCCUACGAGCCGCUAUCACAUCCUUCCUACGUGUCGUCUCUUUGGACCCCGACUGCAUCAGAUUCCAUGUCGCCGCCCUCAGAUCCAGCUCCUCAGCUGACUCACAUCCAUCUGCUUGUCAGGGUCGCGACUACUUGGUCAGUACCGCGAUCAGCUUACCGAUCCAUCCGAGGGCGGCCCCCGGGGCCAGGUCUCCUCCCGCCUCCGACGCCACUGUUGCCUUUCCCCUUCACGCGAGCCGCUGGCUACACUAGCCUCCACUUCUUCCUCUCUCCCUCUCGUGCUCCUCUCCAGCGCUGCCAUAGCCACGGAGCACCUCCUCAGUCGACCGCCAUCUCCUACAGUGGUCGCCGCCCCUUCCAGCAGGUGCCUACGCCUCCAGCGAGCGCUGCAGGCUCCAGUGGGAACCGCCUUCACCUCUGGCCAGAGCCACCUGUUCCACCGGUUGCCGGCGACGCCUCUAGCAACCGCCACCGCCGUCGAGUCCCGCGACCACCGCUGAGUCCAGCAGUCGCUGUCGCUAGGCCUAGCAGCCACCACUGUCGUCUACAGCAACUGAUGUCGCCACUGCCAUCGCAGUCGCCUCCAGCGGUUGUCAUCACCGCCUACAACGGCUGUCGCCGCCUCCGCCGACUCCCACCUCCGAUGUCACCUCUAGAGACAACCACUAGCCGACCCCCGACCUCCAUGGUUUGUAUUAUGCUUUGCGUGUUGUAUUCCGGCCAUCGAGCCGUUGAGUUAGUGACAUUAUACAGCCUGCGUGACGUGUGA
Messenger RNA from Zingiber officinale, 1398 nucleotides. RefSeq names its product vegetative cell wall protein gp1-like. The transcript has 4 exons. The coding region runs from base 1 to 1398 and encodes 465 amino acids. Lineage: Eukaryota; Viridiplantae; Streptophyta; Magnoliopsida; Zingiberales; Zingiberaceae. The record is from RefSeq and is a predicted model, not a curated record.